Linum trigynum is the source of this 2345-nucleotide messenger RNA. The record is from the annotation of a GenBank genome assembly. Lineage: Eukaryota; Viridiplantae; Streptophyta; Magnoliopsida; Malpighiales; Linaceae.
CGGCAGUUGGGAAAACGUGGGUCAAACGUGGGAAAGAGGCUGCAUGGUGUUCAAGAGGCUAUGAAAGAGCUGAGCUUGUCUUUGUAAACCAAAUGGAUGUUAAGAUGAUAUUUCUAAAUAGUAAGUUAGACGAGGAAGUGUACAUGGAGCAACCAGAAGGUUUGUAUUGCCUGAAAAUGAAACAAAGGUGUGUGAGUUGCUUAAGUUCUUGUAUAUCUAAAGCAAGCACCUACGCAAUGGUAUGAGAAAUUUUAUUUUGUUGUCUUAACUCAUGGAUUUUCUCAUAACUCCGCUGACAAGUGCAUUUACCCAAAUAGAUCUUUGAUUUACUAGUGAGAGAGAACUAGAUGAUGUUGAUGGAGGACUUACCAACUUGAUAAUAAAAAAAACCUUCGGUACCAACUUGACGCUACGUUGAAUUUAAGUGAUCAUUUCUGUAAUUAAACCUCUCUCCUCAAAGAUAAGAUAUGGUCCCUCCAUCCCGCCAUGAUUCGUAUAACCACCACCCGUUUCUUGAGCAAAAAACUAAAAAGGUUAUCCGAUUUCUUCAUCUGAAAAAAAAAUGAAGCAGUCCGCUCAGCUGGUCUUCGUCCCAUCUCCCGGUAUCGGCCAUCUCGUCUCCACAAUCGAAUUUGCCCGCCGAUUGCUCCGGCGGGACGCCGGCAUCUCGGUCGUCAUCCUCCUCAUCAAGUUCCCGCCGCCGUUCGGCGAUGACAUCGACGGCUACGUCAAAUCAUUCUGCGGCGCCAUCGACGGCGACGACGACCGCCGAAUCCAACUCGUUACCCUCCCCCAACUACCUCCCCCUUCUUCCUCUUCCUCGCCGGAACUUCCCAAAUCGGCGGAGCAUUUCAUCUCCACCUUAAUCGAGGCACACCGGCCGCUAGUGAAAGAAGCGAUUCUGAAUCUCGCUUUGCCCUCGGUCGCCGGCCUAGUCGUCGAUCUGUUCUGCACCUCGAUGAUCGACGUCGCUGACGAGCUCGGGAUCCCUUCCUAUCUCUUCUUCACCUCAUCAAUUGCAUUUCUCGGGUUCAUGCUCUACCUCCCAACCCACCACGACCGGGUCGGAUCCGUGUUCGAACUGACGGGCGACCCGGUACCAGUCCCGAGCUACGCCGACCCGUUCCCUUCUCGUUUUCUUCCGUCCGUCUUCCUCAACAAGCACGGCGGGUACUCGUCGAUGACGAAUCACGGCCGGCGAUUCUCGGAAGUCAAGGGCAUUAUCGUCAAUUCCUUCGCCGAGCUGGAACCUCACGCUCUGAAAUCCCUAAUCUCUUCUUCUUCCUCGCCGCCGGUUUACCCCGUCGGCCCGAUUCUGGACCUCAAGGCUCAGGGGCAGGUGAAAUUCGGCAAGGCCGGGGGGCGCGACGAGAUCCUGAGGUGGCUGGACGGUCAGCCGGAGGAAUCCGUGGUCUUCCUCUGCUUCGGGAGUAUGGGAGCUUUCGACGAGGCUCAAUUGAGGGAAAUCGCCGCCGGGCUGGAGCGGACCGGCUGCCGGUUCCUCUGGUCCAUCAGGAAACCUCCUCCGGCGGAAGGAAUUUCACUCCCGGCGGAUUACGACGGGAAUUACGGCGAGUUCUUGCCGGAAGGUUUCGAGGGGAGGACUAAAGGGACGGGGAUGAUCUGCGGGUGGGCCCCGCAAGUCGAGGUACUGGCUCACAGGGCGGUGGGAGGGUUCGUGUCUCACUGCGGGUGGAACUCGACGCUGGAGAGCGUGUGGAACGGGGUGCCGAUGGUGGCGUGGCCGUUGUACGCGGAGCAGCAGUGCAAUGCGUUUCAGCUGGCGAGGGAGCUGGGGCUGGCGGUGGAGCUGAGGUUGGACUACCGGAUUAAGUUCGGCGGGGAAGAAGUGGACGACGGAGGGGUUGUGAUGGCGGAGGAGAUCGAGAAGGCUGUGAGUGGCGUGAUGGAGAAAGGAGGUGCGGUGAGGAAGAGGGCGAAAGAGAUGGGUGAAAGGAGCAGAGCAGCUGUCGGGGAAGGUGGGUCGUCGUUUGCCGCCGUCGGGAAGUUGAUCGAGGUCUUUUAUGAGGAGUUGGAGAAGAAGCCCUGAUCAAGACUCUGGGCCGGUCAAUACUGGGCCGCUGAAGCCCAAGAUCAAGUACCAUGGACCAGCCCAUUAGGCUACCCAACUAUCUACUAGUGAUAUUUGCUAUAGGUGUGGCGUCGAUUUGCCGAUUUGAAUAAUGGUCAUUGAUAUUGCGUUUAGUAUUUGUAAAUGUUACAAUUGAUGUGUUUCAUAAUUGUACGUUUUAUAAAUUGUUGUAUUAAUAAAAUGAGUGCAUUUUUUAGAUUACAAUGUUAGGUGAUCGUGAUUUUAAUUUUAGAAAUGAAAUAGAGAAGUCACG